AAAAAAUCGCAGAUCAAACUUCACGAGACAAUCUUUAUUUGAAGGGCAAUGCAUCAUAGAUAUGUAACCUGAAAAGAAGAACAAGAGAAGAAGAAGACAAACUGUCAUCCAGAACCGUGAAAUUCGUCAGAUGUACUAUUCAAGAUGUUGGCGCGAAAGUUUAUAAAAAGUGCUCUAUCGAUAAAUUUAAAGCCUGCAACCAUCACUUCCAUACCAUUGAGAGGUUAUAGUGAUGAACCGGUACGAACGGAAAAAAGUAUUAAUCAAGUUAUUUUGCUGGGUAGAGCUGGGGCUGAUCCACAAAAGCGCGGUAAUGAAGAACAUCCUGUUGUAACAUUUUCUCUCGCAACUCAUAAUAAUUAUAGAUAUGAAAGUGGAGAUUGGGCACAAAGGACCGAUUGGCAUAGAAUAGUUGUUUUCAAACCACAACUUCGGGAAGCUGUUAUGGAAUUCCUGAAGAAGGGGCAAAGAACAAUGGUACAAGGAAAAAUCACUUAUGGUGAAAUAACCGAUAAUGAAGGGAAGCCGAGGAUGAGCACGAGCAUUAUUGCCGAUGAUGUUAUAUUCUUUAAAGAAAGGGCGUGAAAUAUUUAAUCACAUGAUUUUAUUGAAUUAUAAUGGGAAGUAGAAAGAAAGAAAGUGUAUCUUUAGGUUAUAAUAACUUGUAAAAUAUGAAUGUGUUGCACGAUUUAUUUUUGAAUUCGAAAUACAGAGUAAAAUGAUUUUUUUACUGAGAAG
This is a messenger RNA of Hermetia illucens (black soldier fly), 738 nucleotides long. RefSeq names its product single-stranded DNA-binding protein, mitochondrial (gene mtSSB). NCBI's taxonomy places the organism in Eukaryota, Metazoa, Arthropoda, Insecta, Diptera, Stratiomyidae. Gene Ontology annotation, biological process: mitochondrial DNA replication; positive regulation of helicase activity. The coding region runs from base 145 to 585 and encodes 146 amino acids. The transcript has 4 exons. Gene Ontology annotation, molecular function: single-stranded DNA binding. Gene Ontology annotation, cellular component: mitochondrial nucleoid. The record is from RefSeq and is a predicted model, not a curated record.